AUGAGCGGUUCAGAAAGCCACAUCAAUAAAAAGCCAAGAUUGAGCAUGUCCGAGGAACUUAGCAAGGAACUGCAACCACAACAGCAACAACAAGAGACUCAGGAAGCGUUUGCUUCCGUGGGAGAACAAGCACAACAGGUCGACAAUUCCGUGAGGCAAACGGGAGCUCAUGAUGCCGAAGGCCAUCCCGUGCAAGAAGUCGAAUCCUUGUGCAUGAACUGCCAUGAAAACGGCAUAACGAGGAUGCUAUUGACGAGAAUCCCAUUUUUCAGAGAAGUCAUCGUGAUGUCGUUUGAGUGCCCCCAUUGCGGGUUCAAAAACAGCGAGAUUCAAGCUGCGGCGCAAAUCGCGGAAAAGGGAUCGAAAUACGUUUUGAAAGUUGAAGAUGUGAAAGAUUUCAACAGACAAGUGGUCAAGUCCGAGACUGCCACUGUUAGGUUCAACGAGUUGGACAUUGAGAUACCGCCCAAGAGAGGCCAAUUGAUCAAUAUCGAGGGUCUCUUGCAGGAAAUGAUCUCCGAUUUGGAAUCGGACCAAGAGGAAAGAAAGAAGAUUCAGCCUCAACUAUAUGACCAAAUCGAUGCCGUUAUCAAGAAAAUUCAACUGUUUCUUAACGGUGACCCGGGCACGUUGCCGUUGACUGUUAGUGUCGAUGACCCAGCGGGAAAUUCAUGGAUCGAGUAUAAGCCUGGCGAAGCGGCGCACAAGUGGGCCAUGUACGAGUACAAUAGAACACCAGAGCAGAAUGUGUAUUUGGGAUUGGUUUCCGCAGAUGAAGUUGCUCAGAACCAGCAACAACAACAAGAAGCAGCAGCAGCUGAAAAGACAAAAUCUGCACCAACUACUGAAUCCACAACUGCAGACCACAACCCCAAAAGCACGGGCUUUUUAUCCGACCAGACCGAUAUCGAGAAUUUCGAAAACGAAGUUCAAUCCUUUGCAGCGACGUGCUCGACGUGUUACAAACCAUGCGAAACGCACAUGAAAACCGUCAAUAUCCCCCACUUCAAAGACGUGGUGUUGAUGUCGACCGUGUGCGAUAACUGCGGCUACAAGUCGAACGAAGUCAAAACGGGCGGCGAGAUCCCUGCUCAAGGCAAGAAAAUCACCCUCAAGGUUGAUGACCCCGAGGACUUGAAAAGAGAUAUACUCAAAUCUGAAACUUGCGGAAUGAACAUCCCGGAGUUGAACUUGGACUUGACUCCAGGUACAUUGGGCGGGAGAUUCACUACAAUCGAGGGGUUGUUGACUCAGGUAUUGUCGGAGUUGAAUAGUCGGGUCUACACUCAGACUUCUGAUUCGAUGGAUGCAGAGACGAAGCAACGGUGGGCCGAGUUUUUCGCCAAGUUGCAAAGUGCCAUCGAUGGCAAAAUCGGCUUCACUAUCGUAAUGGAGGAUCCAUUGGCUGCGUCGUAUGUCCAGAAUGUUUACGCACCGGAUAAGGAUCCAAAUAUGACUAUUGAAGAAUUCGAUAGAACUCAUGAACAAAAUGAGGAUUUGGGGUUGAAUGAUAUGAAAACGGAUUAG
Molecule: messenger RNA, 1527 nt
Organism: Lodderomyces beijingensis
Lineage: Eukaryota; Fungi; Ascomycota; Pichiomycetes; Serinales; Debaryomycetaceae
Source: the annotation of a GenBank genome assembly